Messenger RNA from Penicillium soppii, 549 nucleotides. RefSeq names its product cytochrome c oxidase assembly factor 1 family protein. The coding region runs from base 1 to 549 and encodes 182 amino acids. Gene Ontology annotation, biological process: mitochondrial respiratory chain complex IV assembly. NCBI's taxonomy places the organism in Eukaryota, Fungi, Ascomycota, Eurotiomycetes, Eurotiales, Aspergillaceae. The record is from RefSeq and is a predicted model, not a curated record. Gene Ontology annotation, cellular component: mitochondrial inner membrane. The transcript has 2 exons.
AUGGUCUUCUCACGAGUAUUCAUUCGGCGUGCCGGGCUCGCCCGACCAGGACGUCAAAAUAUGACUGCACGACGCACAAUCAUGCCAGCCCCCGGGCCGAACGCGGGACCAUUGCUGGAACGACGCGCAGACCGAGAGCUGCCAAACCCCAAUCCCGGCCGACGCUGGCUACUCACUCUGCCAAUCUUCAUUAUUGCCACUGGAGCUGGCAUGCUGGGUAUCUUCAAUUACCAAAAGUCCUCGUCUAGUAUUGUGAACAGCACGCUGUAUGCGCUGCGCACCUCGCCCCAGGCUCGCGAGAUUCUGGGCGAUGAGAUCUAUUUUGCGCAGCAGAUCCCGUGGAUUAGUGGCGAAAUGAACCAAUUGCAUGGUCGGAUUAAUAUCUCUUUCUGGGUGAAGGGUACUAAGGCCCAGGGCAAGAUGAAGUUCCACAGCAUCCGGCCGAAUCGUAUGAGCUAUUUCCGCACUGAGGAAUGGAGUUUGGAGACCGAGGAUGGACAGGUGGUCCAAUUGCUUGAAAAGGGCAGUGAUCCAUUCCGGCAGGUUUGA